AUGGCGGCGGGAGCCAGCCGGAGGCUGCAGCGGUCCCUGCUGCUCCUGGCCCUCACCUGGGGCGCCACUUUUGUCCCCUGGCCAGCCCAGGCUUUGCAGAGGAUCGCCCUGCGGAGGAUGCCCUCCAUCCGCCAGACGCUGCAGGAGAUGGGGGUGAAGGUGCGGGAGGUGUUCCCGGAGCUGCGCCGGGGCACACGCGGAGGAGGGGACGGUCCCCGCAACGGGACAGCUCCCACCCUCCUCACCAACUACCUGGAUACCCAAUAUUUCGGCGAGAUCAGCAUCGGGACCCCCGCGCAGACCUUCAAGGUGGUCUUUGACACGGGCUCGGCCAAUCUGUGGGUGCCAUCCUACAAGUGCUCCCCCCUCUACAGCGCCUGUGUGUCCCACAGCCGCUACGACUCCUCCAAGUCGCGCACCUACAUCGCCAACGGCACCGGCUUCGCCAUCCGCUACGGCACCGGCAGCGUCAAAGGCGUCCUCAGCCAGGACAUCGUCACGUGGAAUCGCUCCCGCUGUGUUUGGCACGCCAGGAAUUCUCCCCUGAAACCCGGCGGGGAAAUCAUCCUGGGAGGCAGCGACCCCGCCUAUUACACCGGCGACUUCCACUACCUGAACGUCAGCAGGAGCGGCUUCUGGCAGAUCAGCAUGAAGGGGGUGUCCGUAGGAGCCGAGAUCCUGUUCUGCAGGGAGGGCUGCUCGGUGGCCGUGGACACGGGGGCCUCCUACAUCACCGGCCCCGCCGGCCCCGUGUCCGUGCUCAUGAAAGCCAUCGGGGCCACCGAGGUGGCCGAGGGAGAGUACGUGGUGGACUGCGAGCAGGUGCCUCAGCUGCCCAACAUCUCCUUCCACAUGGGAGGGAAGGUUUACGGCCUCAGCGGCCCGGCCUACGUCCUGCGGCAAUCCCAGUACGGGGAGGACGUGUGCGUGGUGGCUUUCUCCGGGCUGGACAUUCCCCCUCCGGCCGGUCCCCUCUGGAUCCUGGGCGCCACCUUCAUCGGUCACUACUACACCAAAUUCGACCGGCGCCACAACCGCAUCGGCUUCGCCAGCGCCCGCUGA
This is a messenger RNA of Cyanistes caeruleus (blue tit), 1062 nucleotides long. Lineage: Eukaryota; Metazoa; Chordata; Aves; Passeriformes; Paridae. The record is from RefSeq and is a predicted model, not a curated record.